This is a messenger RNA of Funneliformis caledonium, 519 nucleotides long. NCBI's taxonomy places the organism in Eukaryota, Fungi, Glomeromycota, Glomeromycetes, Glomerales, Glomeraceae. The record is from the annotation of a GenBank genome assembly.
AUGGAACAUGCUAUUUUAAUUGUACUUUUGAAGCAAAUUAUUCCAGUAUUAGAAACAUCAGACCUUUUGCUCAAAGUUUGUAUUGACGGAGAUCUAGAUUCUAAUAAAACUUUAGCCAAUAUUCCUGUUCAACAUAUAAUAAGAUACUUUAACGGAUGUGUAUUUACUGCUGGUUUGAAAAAAAAGAAUAAUGAACCAGAUACACCAACGAAUGAAGAAUUGCGUUAUAUCCAAGUAGAAGGUUUAAUUCAACAUUUAUUAGAUAAUCAUGAUUUUUGUUGGAAAGAAGUUUGUUGGUAUAAGGAAAAUGAAGAAUUACAAUUGCAGUCUCCAAUGUUACAAUCCUUUACAAAAGUAGAAAUUGAAGGAUUCUGGCAAAUGCUUUUGACAAUUUUUAAACUUCCUAUACAACAAAGUCUUGUUACUCAUUAUCGAACAGCUUAUAAUGAAGCAUUCAACCAGACAAUCUUACGAUUUGUUGAUAAGCGAAUUGAUUUUUGGGCUUCUUAUCGAGCAUAA